UCACUUCCUGUUUGUAAAGGUUGGGCGGUCGAGUAAAACCCGGAGUUCAAUCUCCGCAGGUGUUUAAUAAUUUGAAUAGUUUAAAUCGACUAUUACUUAAUCUUUGUGAGUAGAACAUGUGUGCCGCCUAGUUUUGGCUAAGAUUAUUCAUUUUAAAAGCCAAACAGUCUUUCGUAUCUACAUACGAAUGUCAAGUAAACAAAUUAAAAAUGAGUAGCGUCAUGGCUACCCUGGUAUCAGCUUAAGUGUCAAAACAGAUUGCAUAUUUCAUUGUGGUGCACAUAUUUGUAUUGUUAUAACAGUUGAAUACGUCGUACUUUUGGGCGACGAAAUGCCGAUUGACUGGAUGGGAUAUGGAUACUCCGCUGUGAUUGUAAUCGGAGGUAUUGUGGGAUAUGCUAAAGCAGGUAGUGUGCCCUCUUUGGCUGCUGGUCUGCUCUUUGGGGGCUUCGCUGGACUUGGUACUUACAAGAUAUGUCAGAAUCCAAAACACGUUUGGCUUCUUCUAGCGACCUCAGCAAGUCUAGCGGGGGUCAUGGGAUUCCGGUUUUUAAACUCCGGCAAGUUUAUGCCAGCAGGCCUGAUGGCAGCAGCCAGUCUGGUGAUGUUAGGUAGGACUGGACUAGGCAUGUUACAGAGACCCCAUGGGCCAUAGUGAUUAUCAGCAGAACUCUCCGGAUCCCAUGCAUACUAAUGGAGAUACUUUUCAUGGUGUAAAUGACCGAUGAAGUAGACCUAGAUGCUCUCACAAUGAAUUAUUGUCAUAUACCUUUAUGUAUUCUGUGUAAAAUAUAUUCUGAUCUUUUCUAUAAAGCAUGUUGAAAGCUUA
Messenger RNA from Brienomyrus brachyistius, 829 nucleotides. Its product is annotated as transmembrane protein 14C-like. The transcript has 4 exons. The record is from RefSeq and is a predicted model, not a curated record. Gene Ontology annotation, cellular component: mitochondrial membrane. Lineage: Eukaryota; Metazoa; Chordata; Actinopteri; Osteoglossiformes; Mormyridae. Bases 332 to 655 code for a protein of 107 amino acids. Gene Ontology annotation, biological process: regulation of heme biosynthetic process.